UAAAAAUCAUUUUUAACUUGACUAAUUUUCAAAAGCAGAUCUUCUGGUAUCCCCUUCCGAGAUCAUCGUGGUGGAGCCAGGCGCUCGGCCUCAAAUCCCUGAGCAAUGGAGCACAUAAAGUCUCCAUUCAAAGGGAUUUCCAAGGACUUCCGAGGCAGGAAAGCUUGCUACAAGGAAGACUGGAAGGCUGCAUUCUGCUAUGGCCCAAGAAUGCUGGCUCCAACCACCUACAUUUUUUUUGCUUCUGCUCUUCCCGUUAUUGCAUUCGGCGAGCAAUUCAGCAGAGAAACAGAUGGGAGCUUGAGCGCAGUGGAAACGCUGGCUUCUACCGCUAUCUGUGGGAUCAUACACUCUUUGUUUGGUGGACAGCCCCUAUUGAUUGUGGGAGUUGCAGAGCCAACGGUCAUUAUGUAUAACUAUUUGUUCGCUUUUGCCAAAGGAAGGAAAGAUAUUGGGAAGAAGAUGUUCUUAGCUUGGGCUGGAUGGGUUUGUGUCUGGACAUGUCUGCUGCUCUCCCUUCUUGCAAUAUUUAACGCUUGUGCAAUUAUCAAAAGAUUUACAAGAAUUGCAGGGGAGCUUUUUGGCAUGUUAAUCGCAGUUCUUUUCUUUCAACAGGCCAUUAAGGGAAUGAUAAGUGAAUUUAAGGUUCCUGAACAUGAAGACCCAGAGUCUGGACAGUAUCAGUUUCAAUGGUUAUAUGCGAAUGGCCUCUUGGGUAUUAUAUUCACCUUUGGAUUACUCUUCACGGCUUUAAAGAGCAGAACGGCAAGAUCAUGGCGAUAUGGCACAGGGUGGUUCAGAAGCUUUACUGCAGAUUAUGGUGUUCCUUUGAUGGUUGUUGCAUGGUCAGCUUUGGCAUUUUCUAUACCUGGAAAGGUUCCUUCCGAGAUUCCCAGGAGGCUUUUUAGUCCCCUCCCUUGGGAUUCUGUCUCAUUGGAACAUUGGACAGUAAUUAAAGAUAUGCCGAAUGUGCCACCCCUAUACAUAUUUAUUGCCUUCUUACCAGCUAUCAUGUUCACCGGUCUAUAUUUCUUUGACCACAGCGUUGCUUCCCAAAUGGCACAACAAAAAGAGUUCAACCUCAAGAAGCCAUCAGCUUAUCAUUAUGAUAUUUUUGUUCUUGGUAUUACGACAUUGAUUUGUGGAUUGCUUGGACUCCCUCCAUGCAAUGGAGUACUACCACAAUCCCCAAUGCACACUAAGAGCCUUGCUGUUCUCAAAAGACAGUUGAUCAGAAAGAAGAUGGUAAAGAGUGCCAAAGAAUGUAUGGAACAGAAAGCUAGCAACUCUGAAAUCUAUGGCAGGAUGCAGGAAGUUUUUGUGGAAAUGGAUGCAACUCCAGCUCCUGCUGCUGCUCAAGAGCUGAAGGAUUUAAAGAAUGCAGUUUUGAGACGCGAUGAAGAUGGAAGAACCACUGAUGAGUUUGACCCCGAAAAGCAUAUUGAUGCUUACUUACCUGUGCGGGUAAAUGAGCAGAGACUUACCAACAUGUUACAAUCACUUCUAGUGGGAGCAUCAAUAUUUGCUAUGCCCAUGAUCAAGAAGAUACCAACAUCGGUUUUAUGGGGAUAUUUUGCCUACAUGGCUGUUGAUAGCCUCCCUGGAAACCAAUUUUGGGAAAGAACAUUGCCACUGAUCAUUUUUCCCAGUCGGCGUUACAAGGUUUUAGCAGGAGCUCAUGCUUCUUUUGUGGAGUCAGUGCCCUUCAGACACAUUGCUUCUUUUACAAUCUUCCAGCUGGUGUAUUUUCUGAUUUGUUAUGGAGUGACAUGGAUACCAAUUGUUGGGAUAUUGUUCCCCUUGCCAUUGCUUCUUCUGAUAGUCCUAAGACAGCAUCUGCUCCCAAAACUAUUUCACCCACAUUACCUUCAUGAGUUGGAUGCAGCUGAGUAUGAGGAAAUUGCUGGAGCUAGAAAUUGGGGUCAUAGCGUCCGAUUCAAGGAGAUGGAGCAAAAUCAUAUAGGGGAUGAAGAUAGUGAGGUGGAAACGUGUGAUUCAGAGAUAUUGGAUGAGCUGACAACAAGCAGAGGAGAGCUGAAGCAUAGAUCCAGAAGCUUCAGUGAAGAAUGGCUUGCUCAGGUUCAUCCAACAGAGAUUGAGCCGGGGAACCAAGUGUAAGACAAAAAGACUAUUGAUUCAUGAUGGAAAAUUGCCACUGCAUUGCAGACCAAGCUUCCGUAGAAAGACUGAGAAAAUGGAGUAAGAGAAGCAUAAUAGAGUAGUACAGGAAUUAUUUAAUUUUUUCUUCCUUUUUCUAAUUCUUCUUAGGGGAUUCUUUGCUAUAGUUUUUAGUAGCAUGAUUUUAUAUUGUCUUAUUUACAAUAUCUUUGAUAAUAGAUUAGUACGCACAAGAGCUAACAAG
Molecule: messenger RNA, 2362 nt
Organism: Carica papaya (papaya)
Lineage: Eukaryota; Viridiplantae; Streptophyta; Magnoliopsida; Brassicales; Caricaceae
Source: RefSeq, a predicted model, not a curated record